Messenger RNA from Diospyros lotus (date-plum), 2126 nucleotides. RefSeq names its product WD40 repeat-containing protein HOS15-like. Lineage: Eukaryota; Viridiplantae; Streptophyta; Magnoliopsida; Ericales; Ebenaceae. The transcript has 14 exons. Gene Ontology annotation, biological process: regulation of transcription by RNA polymerase II. Gene Ontology annotation, molecular function: protein binding; transcription corepressor activity. Gene Ontology annotation, cellular component: histone deacetylase complex. The record is from RefSeq and is a predicted model, not a curated record. Bases 175 to 1875 code for a protein of 566 amino acids.
CGCUGAUUUGCACAUUUUCGUAAUUUAGGCAUCGUCCCCAGUCCCGGAGUGCCUAUCUCCGGGCGAGAAAGAGCCCAACGCCACACCAGAACAUCACCUCUCUCUCUCUCUCUCUCUCUCUCUCAUAUUUACAUAUAUAUACACAUUAUCUACGCAUGCAGGUGAACCAGUACGAUGGUGUCGUUAACUUCGGCUGAACUGAACUACCUGAUUUUCCGUUACCUUCACGAAUCAGGGUUUACACAUUCAGCUUUUUCGUUAGGAUAUGAGGCUGGGAUCGACAAAAGCUCAAUUGAUGGAAAUUUAGUUCCACCUGGUGCUCUUGUUACAUUUGUGCAAAAAGGGAUUCAGUAUCUCGAGUUGGAAGCAAGCACAAGAUGUAGUGAUGCAGAAAUAGACGAGGAUUUCUCGUUCCUUCAGCCCCUAGAUCUUAUAACAAAGGAUGUCUAUGAACUGCAAAAGAUCAUCAAAGAGCGAAAGUCAAAACUUCAACAGGACAGCCACAAAGAGAAGGAGAAAGGUAACGAGUUUGACCGGGAAAAUCAACGAGAUCAUGCACAAGAAAGGGAGAAGGAAAAACAACUAAAGGAAAAAGAAAGAGAACGGGAUAGGGGGAAGUUAGAGAAGGAUAAAGAAAGAGAGAAGGGUAAAGAAAAGGAAAACCAACUUGAGAAUCCUACUGAUACGAAAGAAGGUGGAGAUAAGGGCAACACCAAGCAUGAAGAAAAUGGAAACUGUGGAGAACCAGAGCCUAUGGAUAUAUGCACAAGUUCCAUAUCGGUGCCUCGUGAAAUUCCUAGCAGUGAUGUGAUAGUAUUAGAAGGCCAUACAUCUGAGGUUUUCGUAUGUGCAUGGAGUCCAGCAGGGUCAUAUCUUGCCUCAGGGUCUGGAGAUGCAACAGCAAGAAUUUGGACCAUUGGAGAUGGACCUUGCAGUUCCACCAUGCAAACUGAGUGUAGUGCUGUUGUCUUAAAACAUUGCAAAGGUAGAACCAGUGAAAAGAGCAAGGAUGUCACAACACUUGAUUGGAAUGGAGAGGGGACGCUACUUGCAACAGGUUCAUAUGAUGGGCAAGCACGAAUAUGGAAUAGAGACGGAGAGUUGGUGACCACCUUUAGUAAACACAAAGGUCCGAUCUUUUCUUUGAAGUGGAACAAGAAGGGGGAAUAUCUUCUCAGUGGGAGUGUGGAUAAAACUGCAAUCAUCUGGGACAUAAAGACUGGGGAAUGCAAACAACAAUUUGAAUUUCAUUCAGCUCCUACCCUUGAUGUUGACUGGCGAAAUAAUGUGUCUUUUGCAACUUGCUCCACUGACCACAUGAUAUAUGUUUGUAAAGUUGGAGACAAGCGACCAUUCAAAACUUUCUCAGGUCAUCAGGGUGAAGUUAAUGCUAUCAAAUGGGAUCCUACAGGGUCAUUGUUGGCUUCCUGUUCUGAUGAUACCACUGCGAAGAUAUGGAGCAUGAAACAAGACACAUACGUGCAUGAUUUGAAAGAACAUGCCAAGGAGAUAUACACCAUCAGAUGGAGUCCUACAGGACCUGGAACAAAUAACCCUAAUAAGCAAUUAGUACUGGCAAGUGCCUCCUUUGACUCCACAAUAAAGCUGUGGGAUGUGGAAUUUGGGAGGGUUCUCUACAGCCUAAAUGGCCACAGGGAUCCUGUAUAUUCUGUUUCAUUUAGCCCAAACGGUGAGUAUUUGGCUAGUGGGUCGUUGGAUAAAUGCGUGCACAUAUGGUCUGUGAAGGAAGGCAAGAUUGUGAAAACAUACAACGGGAGUGGUGGCAUUUUUGAAGUUUGUUGGAACAAGGAAGGUGACAAGAUUGCUGCUUGUUUUGCAAACAAUGUGGUUUGUGUCUUGGAUUUCCGCAUGUAGAGUUCGCUAGUAUCCUCACCUCAGCUGUUUCUUUUUACUUCUUUAGCAAAUGGGAUCGAAUCCUUAAAUGAUUUAUCUUCUUUUCUUUUCUUUUUUUUUUUUUUGGUUAAGGAAUCUUUAAUGUCAAUCUUUUCUGGGACAGGUUCGUUCCAUACCAUAGCUACAUUUUGUAGAAAAGGAAGAUUCAUUAGGUUGUGCUUGGUUUUAGGCUGUUCAAGCUUUUAUUAGUAAAAUGGUGUGUUUGAACAGUA